Molecule: messenger RNA, 1599 nt
Organism: Arthroderma uncinatum
Lineage: Eukaryota; Fungi; Ascomycota; Eurotiomycetes; Onygenales; Arthrodermataceae
Product: amino acid permease
Exons: 10
Coding region: 1-1599 (532 amino acids)
Biological process (GO): transmembrane transport
Cellular component (GO): membrane
Molecular function (GO): transmembrane transporter activity
Source: RefSeq, a predicted model, not a curated record
AUGUCGCCCCUCGACGAGACAAGCCAAGCUCGUACAGCCGAAGCUGAAGUCGAGAGAAGUGGCCGGGAAAACAACGAGGCCCUUUCUGAUGCAGCCCUACUGGUACUUCACCGAACGUAUACGUUUUUGGAGAGUUUUGCGACAACCUUCUCUGCCCUGUACUUCGUCGGCGGAGUGAGAGUCACAUUCAGCACCGGAAUCGCAGCUGGUGGCAACUUGGCGUAUUGGACAAACUACUUGAUCACGGCUGUUUUCACUGGAAUCACUGCCUCAGUCAUUGCUGAGAUCUGCUCUGCAUUGCCGUCUGCUGGUUCGAUCUAUUUAUGGGCUGCUGAAGCUGGUGGUCCCAAGUAUGGACGCCUGCUGGGCUUCGUCGUUGCUUGGUGGAGUACCACGGCAUGGACGACGUUCUGUGCAAGUAACACUCAAUCUGCCGUGAACUACAUUCUGUCGGAAUUGACCGUCUUCAAUGUCGAUUUCCCCAAAAAUGUCGAUGACAUAAAAUUCAGAGCUGUCCAGUGGGCAUGUACUGAGGUUCUUCUUGCUUUGGCUGCCAUUGUCAAUUUCCUACCACCGAGAAUCUUUAGAUACGUCUUCUAUCUCUCGUCCACGUUUGUCCUUCUAGACUUUCUUCUGAACGUCAUCUGGUUACCAAUUGGUGCCCAUAACACAUGGGGUUUCCGCACUCCACAUGAAGCAUUCUUGACAACCUACAACGGCACUGGGGCGCCAGCUGGCUGGAAUUGGUGUCUUUCCUACCUUGCUACUGCUGGAAUCCUGAUUGGAUUCGAUGCUUCUGGUCAUAUUGCGGAAGAAACUAAGAAUGCAUCUUUGACUGCGGCCAGAGGUAUCUUCUGGAGUACCGCGGUCAGCGGGAUUGGUGCUGCGAUGACCAUCGUCCUAUUUUUGUUCUGUGCGCCCGAUCCCCAGACCUUAUUUUCGUUUGGUUCGCCUCAGCCUUUCGUACCUCUCUAUGCCGUCGUGCUGGGGAAGCGGGCCCAUGUUGUCAUGAAUGUUAUUUGCGUUAUUACCUACUGGUUUAACACCACUAUCGCCAUAGUAGCUGCAUCAAGACUUGUAUUUGCCGUUGCGCGUGAUGGUGUCCUCCCAUUCUCCAGCUGGGUCUCUCGCGUUUCUCCAUCCGGCCAACCUUACAACGCCAUUAAGGUGGUUUGGGGUGUUGCAUCGCUAGUAACAUGCACUAUCCUCCCGUCAAGCGUAGCGUUCACGUCCCUCGUUUCAGCUGCCGGCGUUCCAUCAGCAGCUGCAUAUGGCUUGAUCUGUUUCGGGCGAGUAUUCCUAACGCCAAAGAAGUUCCCAAAGCCGAGAUGGAGCUUAGGAGCGUUCAGCAGGCCGUUUCAGAUUAUCGGUAUCUUCUGGAAUGGAUGGGUUGUCGCCAUUCUGUUUUCACCUUAUAUUUUCCCUGUCACCGGGCAGACACUGAACUAUGCCCCGAUAAUCCUGGCGGGAGUGACCAUCAUCGCCCUAGUUUCAUAUCGGAUCAUCCCAGAAGAAUCGUGGUUCCCAAGCGAGCGUAUAUCUAAAUUCGUCGAAGGUGAACCCCAGGAGAGCUAUGUCACUGCCCCGAAAGAAAAAUAA